This is a messenger RNA of Dipodomys spectabilis (banner-tailed kangaroo rat), 1648 nucleotides long. RefSeq names its product matrix metallopeptidase 25 (gene Mmp25). Lineage: Eukaryota; Metazoa; Chordata; Mammalia; Rodentia; Heteromyidae. Gene Ontology annotation, cellular component: extracellular matrix. The record is from RefSeq and is a predicted model, not a curated record. The transcript has 9 exons. Gene Ontology annotation, molecular function: metalloendopeptidase activity; zinc ion binding. The coding region runs from base 55 to 1524 and encodes 489 amino acids. Gene Ontology annotation, biological process: extracellular matrix organization; collagen catabolic process; proteolysis.
CCCGGCCAGGCCCAGCUGCGCAGCGCCGCCCGGCUGCACGACGCCCUGAGGCUCAUGCAGAGGUUCGCGGGGCUGCCUGAGACCGGCUCGCUGGACCCAGAGACCAUAGCUGCCAUGCAGAAGCCUCGCUGCUCGCUGCCCGACGUCCUGGGGUCUGCGGGGCUGGUGAGACGCCGCCGCCGCUAUGCCCUCAGCGGGAGCAUGUGGAAGAAGCGGGCCCUGACGUGGAGGGUGCAGUCCUUCCCGCAGAGCUCGGGGCUGAGCGCGGACGCUGUGCGCUACCUCAUGAAAAUCGCCCUGGACGUCUGGGGCGUGGAGUCCAGCCUCACGUUCCAGGAGGUCGCUUCCCAGGAGCCCGACAUCCUCAUCGACUUCACUCGGGCCUACCACCAAGACAGCUAUCCCUUUGACGGGCAGGGUGGCACACUGGCCCACGCCUUCUUCCCUGGGGAGCACCCCAUUUCUGGGGACACCCACUUCGACGAUGAGGAGACCUGGACUUUUGGAUCAAAAGACGAUGAUGGAAUCGACCUGUUUGCUGUGGCGGUUCACGAGUUUGGCCAUGCCCUGGGCCUGGGCCAUUCCUCCGCACCCAACUCCAUUAUGAGGCCUUUCUAUCAGGGCCCGGUGGGUGACCCCGAGAAGUACCGCCUGUCCCAAGAUGACCGCGAUGGCCUGACGCAGCUCUAUGGGAGAGCAUCGCACACCCCCUAUGACAGGCCCACCAGGAAGCCCCUGGGGCCCCCAGCCCCGCCCCCGGCCCUGCCCCCGGACAGCCCCUCCACACCCGUUCCUGAUCGCUGUGAAGGCAAUUUCGACGCCAUUGCCAACAUCCGUGGGGAGAUCUUCUUCUUCAAAGGCCCCUGGUUCUGGCGCCUGCAGCCGUCGGGACAGCUGGUGUCGCCCCGGCCCGCGCGGCUGCACCGCUUCUGGGAGGGGCUGCCGGCCCACGUGCGCGCGGUGCAGGCGGCCUACGAGCGGGCCCGGGACGGCCGCAUCCUCCUCUUCAGCGGCCCCCAGUUCUGGGUGUUCCGGGACCGGCAGCUGGAGGGCGCGGCGCGGCCGCUGGCGGAGCUCGGGCUGCCGGCCGGGCUGGAGGCGGACGCCGCCUUCUCCUGGCCGCUCAACGGGAAGACCUACGUGAUCCGCGACCGCCGCUACUGGCGCUACGACGAGGAGGCGGCGCGCCCCGACCCCGGGUACCCGCGCGACCUGGGCCUGUGGAAGGGCGCGCCGCCCGCGCCGGACGACGUCACGGUCGGCAACGCAGGGGACACCUACUUCUUCAAGGGCCUCUACUUCUGGCGCUUCCCGAAGGGCAGCGUCAAGUCGGAGCCGGACGCCCCGCAGCCCCUGGGCCCCGCGUGGCUGGACUGCCCCGCCCCGAGGCCCCCCAAGGCCACGCCCAGGCCCGGAGGCUGCGACUGUCGGUGCGAGCUGAGCCGGGCCCCGGCCCCGCGCGCCGCCCUCCUGCUGCCCCUGCUGCCCCUGCUGGCGGGGGGCGCCGCCGCCGCCCGCGCCUGAGCCGAGCGGGGCCCCCGGGCGCCGGGACGGCGCGAGGUGCCGGCGAGCCCCGUCGUCCGUCCCACCGCGGGAGCCCCGAGGACACCGGGCUGGCGGAUUCCUGCAGCCCGGACCCGACCGGACG